AUGGUAGCACAUGAUGCCAACACUGUUAUCGUGGGUGGAACAAACUUUAUUCAUAUAGUAUUUGCUAGGAACUUAAGCAUUAAAAUCUCUCGGAAAAUUGGACCAGAACUAGAUAACCCUAACUGUUUAAGCCUUCAAAAAAAGGACUGUAUUAAGUCAAUAUACAAUAGCUACAUUAAAGUUCUAUUGAUUAACAAGCAAAGGCAAACAGAGGAAGAUGUGCUCAUCAUUUGUACAACGUUAUUUCAAGGCGGCUGUAGAAAGAGAAAUGUCUCAACCUUGGAACUGCUUCCUGGUUUCGAUCAAAUGCCAAGGGCGCCAGUUGUGGCUAAUAAUAGCACCGCUACUACUGUGGUAUUCCUUGCACCAGGGCCCAAAAACUCAACAGCUAUGUAUGUUGGGGCGUCUUGGACAAACACAGGGUUUAGAGGAAUAAGAAGUCUCGUACCUGCAUUUAGCAGUAGAAACACCGAUAACUUUGGUUUCACAUACGCUUCUUUAAUAACAAAAUUAUACACAAUGGUGGAUUCAAUUUACAUGGAUUCAUUUCCCAUUCGAUACGUAUAUGGCUUUGAAUUGGAAAAUUUCAGUUAUAUUGCAACAAUUCAAAGGCGGCAUGUAACUGCAGUUGAAUAUGUGUCUAAAUUGAUACGCGUAUGUCAGUCAGACGAAAAAUUCUAUUCAUAUGCUGAAACAUCAUUAAGUUGUCUAUAUAGAGGUAAAUCGUAUAAUUUGUUACAGACAGCGCAUAUAAGUAAACCAGGUCGAAAUUUAGCCAGGGAAAUAGGGAUACCAGAAAGUGAAGGUGUUUUGUUUGGUAUGUUUGGAUACGGUAAUCCUAAUGAUUAUUCAAAAAAAGUAGAAGAAUCUGUUCUGUGCAUCUUUCCUAAUUAUUACAUAAAACAAGUGUUUACUCGUAAUACAAGGAAGUGUUUUCAAGGCAUUGGGAAAACUGGACCGGAUCAUAUUUUUACCCCAUAUCACUGUCAGUUAACAGUAAGAUUUUAUUUUCAAUUUACACAAAGUAAUAUUAUUCAUAGAAAUUUGGAAACAGAGAAAAAACUAAAACUAAAAAAAGUACAAUCAUCUCUUUUCCAUGACAUUUAA
Saccostrea echinata is the source of this 1107-nucleotide messenger RNA. RefSeq names its product hepatocyte growth factor receptor-like. Lineage: Eukaryota; Metazoa; Mollusca; Bivalvia; Ostreida; Ostreidae. The coding region runs from base 1 to 1107 and encodes 368 amino acids. Gene Ontology annotation, biological process: regulation of cell shape; regulation of GTPase activity; positive regulation of axonogenesis. The transcript has a single exon. The record is from RefSeq and is a predicted model, not a curated record. Gene Ontology annotation, molecular function: protein binding; semaphorin receptor activity. Gene Ontology annotation, cellular component: semaphorin receptor complex.